CUCCAGUGUGUUAAGUAUAUAUGUAAAGAUUAUUAUAGUUGGAUGAGUUUGAAUUUUAACAGCUCUAGUACUAUAUAUUAGAUGCCAUACCUGCAGCUAAUUCAUCAAUCCACUCUCUCUUUUUUCCCAUCUACUUACUUGUUCCUAGCAGUGUUCCGGCUUUCACUUGCCCUGCUCUUUCCACCUUUUUAUUCAUUUAUUGCAGACUCAGCAAUUCGAUCUGCAUCUUUGUUUUAUUUUUACAAUUUAAAAGAAAAGAGUUGAAAAAACAACGAACAAUCAUGGCUGGUCUAUCGGACAUUCCAUUAUUGGGGAAUAUUGUGAGCAGUUUAUCCAGUGCUACAGUUGAAGCAAUGUACCGUGGUCUGCGGUAUACAUUUCGUUACAAGGCUCUAGUUAAUGAUUUCGAAUCCGAGAUGAAGAAACUUAAUGCUGAGGCGGAGAGGGUGUCUGUUAGAGUUAAUGAAGAAACUGAUAGCGGUAGAACAAUCUAUGAUAGCGUACUGGAAUGGCAGGGAAAUGUUGAUGAAAUCCGGAACAAGGCCAACCAGAUUUCAGUUUCAUGGAAAUGCAUCCCGUGUCUUCCAAUUCCUAAUCCCGUAGCCCGUUUUCAGCUUGGUAAGGAGGCCGUUGUGAAGAAGAGCAACGCAGCUGAAUUGGUCGCCAGGGGAAGAGGGUUCCAAGAUAAUGAAAUUGCACAUCGUCCACGUAUGCAAAAUGAGCCAAAUACUGAGAGUAUAUUGCCGAUAUAUCCUUCUUUAAAAGAUGCAUAUGAGGAGCUCUGGAAUAUUCUAGUCGAUAAAGAUGGUCCGGUGAUUGUUGGCAUCCAUGGAAUGGCAGGAGUAGGCAAAACUACGAUGAUGAAACGACUUUGGAUAGAAGCCAUGGCGCAAGGGGUCUUUAACAAGGUCACCCAAGCAGAUGUGCGCAGUCAAAAUCCGUUGGAUGUGAUCAAUUUACAACAACAGAUUGCAGGACAUCUAAAUUGCCGUCUUGAAUUAAAAGACGAUGCUAUGCUGAGAGCUAAUCAAUUAAGAAGCAGUCUGAAGAAAGGGGGUAAGACUCUCAUUGUAUUAGAUGACGUAUGGAGAAAGAUUCGUCUAGAGGAUAUCAUUGGGACGAGUCUUGCAGAUGCCAAAAGUUGGAAGGGUUAUAAGAUCCUCUUUAUAUGUCGAGAGAGAUCUGCAUGCUUAGAUAAUGAUUGCAAGCGAGUUGUCGAGAUAACAGCCUUGACAGGUCCUGAAUCUUGGGAUCUGUUCGAAAAAACAGUUGGUGCAGCUGACAUAGAAAACCUCAACGACAAAAAAUUGGCUGAGGAAGUGUGUAAAAAAUGUGCUGGUUUACCACUCGUCAUACGUGCUGUUGCUAGACAACUGAGAUCCGCGAGUCACCAUGUAUGGACGGAUACACUUAAUACAUUUCAAACUAAUAUUGCAAGUGUUCCCGGAAUAAGUGGAGAUGUAUUUGCUUCUUUAAAAUUGAGUGUGGAUAACCACGACCAAGACGUAAAGAAAUUUCUGUUGGUUUGUUCUCUAUUUUCUAGUAGAGGUGCCCACAUUUCGAAGAAGAGGCUCAUCCUGCUUGCUGCUGGGUCACAGCAUGUACCGGGUGGAAUAACAAGAAUACUAGCCAUGAUUGAUAUUCUCAAGUCAUCCUCAUUGUCGCAUAAAGCUGACAAUGAACAUCUCAAGCUGAGAGACAUUUUUAGGGACGUAGCAGUGUCUGUGGCUGUCACGGACUAUGCAUUCUUACGGGCAAGAUGUGGCUCCCUGUUCGCUGAUGCUGCUGCUGAUCAUAGCAGGUGGCGAUUAAUACAUUUGGAUGUGGACAAGGAUGACGAUCAAUUACCUGAUAGGCUGGUGUGCCCAGACCUGCAUACCUUGUUAAUACAGGGGCAACAAAUUGGUAUUCCGACAUUCACAGGCAGCAAGUUUGAGAAUCUCAAAUUUCUGGUGCUCAUUGGAAUUUUGGUGCAGCCACGGUUUUCUCUUAAAUUCUUAGUCCAACUUCAGACUCUUUACUUAGAUGAUUGUGACCUGACGAAUACAAAUUCUACAUUUUACCCAACAAGGCUGGAAACACUAUGCAUUUGGGACCGUAAUCACCCAACAUUUCUGGAACUACCGAACCUGAAACUUCUUCGAAAGCUUGAAAUCCGAAAAAGUAACAAAUUUCAGAUGGGCCAAGGAACCAUAUCCCGUCUACCCCGUCUCAAAGAAUUGUAUCUAGAAUAUCCAUUAGAAUAUUGGGAUGAUUCAAGGCGGCGUUUAAUGCCCUGUUUAAUGCCCAGUUUGAAGGAGAUUAGUAGUUUGAGUUGUCUGACAAGUUUGAAGAUAUUUUGGGAUUCUUUUGAGCCUGCUCAAGACACAACUAUAUUUUCUAGUUUAGUUGAUUACGAUAUACGUGUGGGGGGGCGAGGCGAGAAUAAAUAUAGACCAGCUUCAAAAGUUUCACUGACUAAAUUGGUUGAGUUGACGGGCAUAGAUAAUUUUGAAGGUUUCCACGAUCUGAUAGGACGAGCUGAAGAAGUGAUAUUAAGGGAAACCAAUGUUGACAUUAGUAAUAUCUGGAAUGGUGAGGGAGAAGUAUUCAAAGACUUAAAAAACCUAUACAUUGAUGGUUGCAAAACCAUGGAGCAUCUAGCAGCAAGGAUACCACAGUUUGAGAUCCAGUCGGUUGCUCAGGAGCAGACAUCAUUUUCUAAACUAUCUAUUUUGGUAAUUUCGAGGUGUUCUGCAAUGAAAUACCUCCUGAGUCACUCUGUCGCAAAGCGUCUGAAGCAACUGCAACACCUCUCUGUAUUUGAUUGUGGUCUGAUGGAAGUAAUCGUUAUGAAUGAAGGUACAAGUGGUGAAGGAGAAAUCCUAAGCUUUCCCAAACUUAAAUCAUUGAAAUUAUCACAUAUGCACAGGCUCACAAGCUUCUACCGUGAACAUUCAAGUUUAUUGUCACCCCUGGACGAUGCUACCAACCGCUCAUCUCAAUCUCAAACUCUGUUUAAUGGGAUGGUUGCAUUCCCUUGUUUGAAAGAGUUGGAGCUCAGUGGUUUGAAAGAAAUAAGUGAUAUUUGGGGGGAGCAUUACCGUAGUGAGUCUUGGCCAUUAAAGAGCCUCGAAAUAACAAGGUGCCAUGAACUGGAUGUUGUGAUUCCACAUUUCAUGUUGAGUAGCCUAAGUAGUCUUGAACGUCUAAAAGUAGAUGAUUGUGAUGGUCUGGAGAACGUGUUCCUACCUUCUGUUGCCAAAGGUCUUGAGCGCCUUAAGAAAUUGGAAGUUAUGUACUGCAAGAAGAUGACAGUGAUAAUUGGGCAAGGUGAACAACCCUCUGACGAAGUCAUUAGUUUCAAUGAGUUGACGCACCUAAAGCUAAAGUUUUUGCAAGAACUGAGCAUAUUUUGUUUAUACCAGGAGGUUAAGUUUCCAAAGUUGGUGGAUCUUAUACUCCAUGAUGUGAAAAUUAACUUGGAGGAGAUAGAGUUGGGAAAAUAUGAUUCCACUUGUGAACUUAAGUACUUGGAUAUAAGUUGUGAUAGCGAAAUACAACUUCCAUAUACUUGGCAACUUUGUUUACAUUAUAUGGAAAGUUUGGCACUGAGACAGUCCUGGUCUGAGGAGCUGAAAUUUAUGAUGUUCUGGAACUUGAAGGUGCUUAAAGUUUUUGAAUCUGGAUGCUCUAUUCUUUUCACCUUCUCAGUGCUUGGAAAUUUACAUCAACUACAAGAAUUAGAAAUAUCAAGUUGUUGUUUAUUAGAAGAAAUUGUGGAGGAUGUAAGGGGUGAUGAACCAUCUGGAACGAAUAAGGAGGCAAUUACACUCUUUAGAAUGAAAUCAAUUGUUCUUAAAGACUUGCCAAAACUCAAAAGUUUCUUCAGCAGUGCUCAUUUUGAGUUCUACAUGCCCGCCUUAGAACGACUGGAAGUUGUUAAAUGUGGGCUGUUCACUACUCUCUUCACCUGCCCUGUCUCGAAAAGUCUCAGACAACUCCAAUCUUUACAUGUUUAUGAUUGCAGAUUGUUAGAAUCUAUUGUUGAGGAUGCAAGGGGAACUGAAACCUUAAACGCAGAUGACAGGAUCAUCAGACUCUCUGGACUCUCAGAAGUUGUCCUUACAGACUUGCCAAACCUCAAAAGUUUCGGUCUCAUUGCAAGGCACACAUUUUUUAUGCCUAAAUUAAGUAAUUUCAGACUGUCUAGGUGCCCCCAUGUAGAGAAUUUCACUCCGUUGAGGACAGGUUUUAAGGUUACUGUUAAUUCUGAGUGGCACAAACCAAAAGAAGUUACAGAUCUCAACGACUUUGUAAGACAAUAUCGGAAAAGAUGUGACAGCGCUGAAGAUCAGCCUCUUCAAGCGGCUUUCCUUUCGUUCCCAUGGUCGUCUCCUUGGGCCUUCUAAAACAAUGUGCUUUAACUAUUAGAACUUAGAAGACACUGUAAUUUCCAACUUGUAAAUUGUUCUCUCUUGAUUACAUUACAGAGCAACUGUUUCAUUAUAUUAAAUCUUUUAGGUGCUGUUUGUCAUUA
This is a messenger RNA of Daucus carota subsp. sativus, 4519 nucleotides long. Its product is annotated as disease resistance protein UNI. The record is from RefSeq and is a predicted model, not a curated record. Gene Ontology annotation, molecular function: ADP binding. The transcript is spliced from 4 exons. Lineage: Eukaryota; Viridiplantae; Streptophyta; Magnoliopsida; Apiales; Apiaceae. Bases 282 to 4391 code for a protein of 1369 amino acids.